AUGUCGAUCGCUUCAAGUCUCUACGGUAUCACUGGUACCAUCUACUCCAACCUGUUCAUCAACUUGCCCUACCCUGAAACAAAAGAUGACUUAUCAGACAAAAUCAUGAUUGUCACCGGUUCCAACACCGGUCUUGGCUUCGAAGCAAGUCAACAUCUUCUCCGCCUUGGAGUCGGUAAACUCAUCAUGGCUGUUCGCAGUCUUGACAAGGGUGAGGCAGCGCGAAAGGAGCUGCUCGAAUUGACGAAGAGAGUUCCGGAGUCUAUCGAAGUUUGGCACCUUGACAUGGCGAGCUACGAGUCUGUCAAGUCAUUUUCAGCUCGUGCUAUUGCCGAGUUGCCUACCAUUGACGUUGUCUUGGCCAAUGCGGGUCUUGCAACUUCUUUCGAGUUCUCGACGGCCGAAGAUAAUGAGAGGACGAUUACAGUCAACGUCAUAUCUACUUUUCUCCUCUUCUUUCUCCUGCUUCCCAAACUUCAAAAGUCUUCAUAUCCCGGCAAAUUCGUCAUUCCCAACUCGGCAACCCAUUACUGGGCUCCCAUCAAAGAGUUGAUCCCAGAUAAGCAAGCGGGCAAGAUCUUCUCACGACUCAACGACCCCGAAAAGUCUAUCAUGGAAUCACGAUACUACGUUAGCAAGCUAAUAGUUCUCUACAUCACCCGUGAGAUCGCGGCUCGUCUUACAGCCUCCGAGAAGUCAAGCGUCAUCAUCAACGCGCCAAAUCCAAGCUACUGCAUAUCUGGUCUCAUGCGAGAGAAGCAAGACGUUGCGCCGCCUGACUUCUUGGCUCGGUCAACGGAAAUGGGAAGCCGCGCGCUUGUCACUGGAGUCUUGGCUGGUCAAGAAAGCAAUGGGCAGUACAUGAAUAGCUGCCAAGUUCGCGAUCCCGCUUGUCAUGUCACGAACAAGACUGGCGCAAAGAUCCAGCAUGCGCUGUAUGAAGAGCUGCUGGAGAAGCUAUAUAAAAUCGCCCCAGGAGUGUCUAAGAACAUUUAG
Messenger RNA from Fusarium musae, 996 nucleotides. RefSeq lists its product as uncharacterized. The transcript is spliced from 2 exons. The record is from RefSeq and is a predicted model, not a curated record. NCBI's taxonomy places the organism in Eukaryota, Fungi, Ascomycota, Sordariomycetes, Hypocreales, Nectriaceae. The coding region runs from base 1 to 996 and encodes 331 amino acids.